Rhinolophus ferrumequinum (greater horseshoe bat) is the source of this 5780-nucleotide messenger RNA. RefSeq names its product PC-esterase domain containing 1A (gene PCED1A). The coding region runs from base 147 to 1511 and encodes 454 amino acids. The transcript has 8 exons. NCBI's taxonomy places the organism in Eukaryota, Metazoa, Chordata, Mammalia, Chiroptera, Rhinolophidae. The record is from RefSeq and is a predicted model, not a curated record.
GGCGGCUGUGCGUUAAGUGGCAGACACCAGGGGAGAGCCGGCAAGGGGCGGACCCCAGCGCCGGGAGUGACGGGGGCGCGCGCCGCCGGCUCCGCCCGGAGACUUCGAGCCCACGGGCGAGCCGGCCCGUCGUUGUCAGCGGCGGCAUGGUCUUCUGUCUGGAGAACGAGGAGCCGCGCCGCGCGCUGCGAAGCGCCAUGGUCCACUUCCAGGCCUCGGAAGUCCAGCAGCUGCUGCACAACAAGUUCGUGGUCAUCUUGGGGGACUCAAUCCAGCGGGCUGUGUACAAGGACCUGGUGCUCCUGCUCCAGAAAGACUCACUGCUCACAGCCGCCCAGCUGAAGGCCAAGGGGGAGCUGAGCUUCGAACAGGACCAGCUGGUGGCUGGGGGUCAGCUGGGCGAGCUGCACAACGGGACACAGUACCGGGAGGUCCGCCAGUUCUGCUCGGGUUCUGGUCACCACCUCGUGCGCUUCUACUUCCUCACCCGAGUUUACUCCGAGUACCUGGAGGGCGUCCUGGAGGAGCUGACAUAUGGGCCUGCUCCGGACCUGGUGAUCAUCAACUCCUGCCUCUGGGAUCUCUCCAGGUAUGGGCGCUACUCAAUGGAGAGCUACCGAGAGAACCUGGAGCGGGUGUUCAUGCGAAUGGACCAGGUGUUGCCAGACUCCUGCCUGCUGGUGUGGAACAUGGCAAUGCCGCUGGGGGAGCGCGUCACUGGGGGUUUUCUUCUACCUGAGCUCCAGCCCCUGGCGGCCUCUCUGCGGCAGGAUGUGGUUGAAGGGAACUUCUACAGUGCUACGCUGGCUGGGGACCACUACUUCGAUGUCCUGGACCUCCACUUUCAUUUCCGGCAUGCAGUACGGCACCGUCACCGGGAUGGUAUCCAUUGGGACCAGCAUGCCCACCGCCACCUCUCACACUUGCUUCUGACCCACGUGGCUGAUGCCUGGGGUGUGGAGCUGCCCAAGCGUGACUGCCCCCCUGACCCGUGGACUGAGGACUGGCCAGAGCCGGAUCAUCUGUUCCAGGGGAGCCAGGGGCAGCCCCCAGACUUCGGGGAGCAGCUGGCCUUGCCCCUACCCCCUCCCUCUCCCUUGCCCCCUCCCAUGCCUUUUCCCUACCCCCUUCCUCAGCCCUCCCCACCUCCCCUGUUCCCACCCCUGCCCCAGGAUGCCCCUUUUUUCCCAGGCCAGCCCUUCCCACCCCAUGAAUUCUUCAAUUAUAAUCCAACGGAAGACUUCUCAGUGCCACCCCACUUAGGAUGUGGCCCUGGAGUGAACUUUGUGCCUGGCCCCCUGCCACCUCCAGUCCCUGGCCCUAUCCCCCACGGUCAGCACCGGGGCCCGGUGGUCCACCGGGGGAUGCCACGCUGUGUUCCCAGCAACCCCUACCAUGUACCAAGGAUGGGGGGACCCUGCAGGCAGCGGCUCAGACACUCAGACAGACUGAUCUACACAUACAAACUGGACAGACGGCCUCCUGCCCAUUCGGGGACAUGGCCUGGGUAGACUGGAUCUUGGGCUGGGGCUGGAUAUGCCAGUGGCUCUGCAGGGCCUGCUUGCCACCCCAGGUGCUGGGCCAGUGUGUCUGCUAUGCCUGGUAUUGUUCUUGUCCAUUGCUGUCACCAAUAAAGGCAUGGAAGAACAGAGUGGCAUCUUCCUGUGUGAGGGAGCGGGCCUCCCAAACCAUGAUCUUAAGAGUUGGGGAGACUGCCUCUGGGCUCUUCCCAACUUUGGACCUUUCACCUCACACUAUUUAGAAAUCACUGAGUGCGUCCUUCCUGCUGUCUCAUACACUCGUUUCCAUCUUCACCACAACACACGUGUUUAACAAAGAUUCGGGAGAGGUUCCCUGUUGUCAGCAGCUUUUUGGGAUUGGGAAAUACCAAGGGCUGAGUUGAAAUUGUCAACAUCUUAUAUGGAAUUUUGGGUCUGGCUAGUUCUCACCUAUGCUAGUCUCAUUCAUGUGUACCUUCAAUAUUCAUCUACUCCUGGAGAUAGAAAAACACAUACCUUGCAGUUCUUGGCAUAUGAUGGACACUCAAUAAGUGGUUGGAACUAAAUAAGAAACUCCCAAACCCAAGUGGGAGAACAAUUAGAAACCCAUUAAGUAUCAUAAGUAUAAUAUGCAACAGCAGCAAAGUGAACACAGACCAAAUUCUUUGGUGGGACAGUAGAGGAGCAGAGGGGAAAUUCCAAAGUGGGGUAUAGGGGACUGUGCCAAAUUCCAUAACGAAGUUAAGAAAGAAUAUAGGGUCUCAGCUUUGAUGCGUGGUCUUGGUCCUAUGUUUGUAACUACUAAACAUGAGCCAUGUGGGCUAAAUGGUGGCGUGGGGUGGGGGACAGAGCAUAGCAGUGGACUGAUGUUAUGGGGCAGGAAAAGGAGGAAACAGACCCACUAAUAAGUAGAAUUGGAUAGAAGAGAAGGAUGCAGACUUCUUGCAUUAACUUUCUAUACUUGUUGAAAUUUCACCUUGGCAAAGGGUAUAUAACAUCUCACACAAAUGGAAAUAGACCAAAAAAGUGUUGAUCCUUUGCUAGCAAUUUUAAGUGCAAAUGAAAGAAAGCCGCUAAAUUAACACACACUGGUGCUGGGGAAACUGGUACAGUGGGUUAAUAAAGCCCUUUAGAGAGCAACCUCAACAGGGCAGUUUAGAAUAAAAUGUGACAGGUUGUAAAGGCACCAGCACGUGCCUGAAACAAGAUUGGUUUUCUUUGGUAUAGACAAAAAGUGGAAGGGAGCAUACAAAAAUGAAAGAAAGCUUUAUGUUAGGAAGAUAAGAUUUUAGGUAAUUUGUUUUUUGCAAAAAUUAAUUCUUUUUGUUAACAAAAACCCAUCCUUGGAGUAGCCUUCUUUAGCUGUAUCUGAUUUGCCCAAUCCCUUGUUUACUCCCUUCUGCCUUCAGAACCCAUCCUGUGGAUAUUUUGCAUCACUGAUGUUUCUCAGUGUUGCUGGAGAAAACUGUACACCUGGACUGAUUUACAGAAAAAAGUAAUAUGAGUUACCCAGCCUCAUGGGGCCCCUCUCUGUUGCUUGCCAUCUUGUUUCUAAGAAUUUUGUCACCUUCCUUAUUGAGUCUUUCCUAAGGUUUUCACUCCCUUCAAACCCCAUUCUGACUCUGGAACUUGCACUCUAAGCACCUCGAGACUGCACUAUGCUCCAUGUCCUUAUCAUUCUACCUCUGCAUCUAGUUUCUACCCCAUGUAUCCGUGUGGCUCCCAUUGCCCUGCUGAGGCAAUGUGGGACACUUUUCUUCAGUGUCCCACCAUACAUUUGAAAUCAAUGAAAAGAGUAGAAUGUGAUAAAUUUUCAGUUUGUUGUCAUGUAAGCAUACAGUACAAGACACUUGACUCUUGUGUUGUAGAUUUUAUUCAGUCGUGACUGGGAAACAAGAAACUUAAAAAUAUCCACAUACAAGUCAUUACAUACAUUUAAAUUGUUUCCUGGCCUUUGUUUUGAGAUGUAAGAAUGAUGAAAAUCUUAUGUCUCUCCAGUAUGUAGGCACACUGCUAGUUAAGCAUGACAGAACUCAAACUUCAUCUCAAAAACCACAUUUGACUAUUAAUAAAUAAUAAAACAAUCUUAGUUUCCCUCUCAUCGUGGAAUCUGGGUUUUUAAAGAAUGAUUCCAGUAACCUUUCCUUUGCCAUACCAAGAUAUUCCUGAAAAGAGUAAAAAAUGCAUGAGCACUUUAGAUGUGACACCAGCCUUUAUUUUCUGGGGGCGGUUGGGGGUGGAGGUGGAGAGUUUUUUAAGAAAAUAAAAUUAGAGGAGUUUUUUUCCAAAAUAUUUUAAACUGGUAGUUUCCCAACUAAAACAGGUAACUUGCCUUCUGUUACACUACCCAGUUUCUUGCAUAGAUUGUGUGUUGAGUUUAACUACUUAGUGUUUAAGUACACCUAUGUAUGUCGGUGAAAGAUAAACUCUUUGUGAUUGCAAGGAAAUACAAUAUAUACCUACUGCUUUGUUGAGGUGUAAUUGAGACAAUAAACUGCACAUUUCAAAUGUACAAUUUGAUAAAUUUUGACAUGUAUACAUCUGUGAAACCAUUAUCACAAUCAAGAUAAAAUUUAUUCUUCCGUCUUUUAUAAUCCCUUCCCAGUCCCCUCCCCACCACCUCCUUACAUUUCCCGACUCCCAUCCCUAAGCAACUAUCGAUACUGAUCUGCUUUCUGUUACUGCAGAUUAACUUGCAUUUCCUAGAAUUUUAUAUAAAUUGAAUCAUUUAAUAGGUACUCAUCAUUUGGCUUCUUUCACUCAAUCUAAUUAAUCAAAUUAAUGAAACAACAUGGAAAUUCAUGUUGUGUGUAUCAGUAGUCCAUUCCUUUUUGUGGCUGAGUAGUAUUCAUUAUAUGGCUAUACUAACAUUUAUUUACCAUUCCCCUGUUGAUGGGCAGUUGAGUUAUUUUCAGUUUUUGGAUACACAAAUAAAGCUGCUAUGAACAUUUAUGUACAAAUCUUUGUAUGGACAUAUGUUUUUAUUUCUAUUGGGUAAAUAACUAGGAAUGAAAUGGCUGGAUGAUAUGGUAGAUGUAUGUUUAACUUUUUAAGAAACUGCCAAACGAGUUUCCAAAGCGGUGGUCGUCCCAGUUUACAUGCCCACCAGCAGUGUAUGAGGAUUGCAGUUCCUCCACAUUCUUGCCACACUUGGCAUUGGUCAGUUUUUUUAAUAUUACCCAAUUCUAAUAGGUGGGUAAUAUGAUUUUAAUUUGUAUUUCCAUAAUGACCAAUGAAGAACAUCUUUUCCUGUGCCUGUUUACGAUCUAUACAUCUUUUUUGGUAAAGUUUCUGUUCAAAUUGUUUGUUCCUCCUAUCGCCUGACCCCUCUUAAAACUUGCUAUUGGGCUUCGAGAGUUCUUUAUUCUGGAUCCAAGUUCUUUAUCAGAUGUGUUUUGCAGAUACUUUCUCCCAGUCUGUGGCUUGUCUUUUUCUUAACAGUGUCUUUUGAAGAACAAAACUUAAAUUUUGAUCAAGGGCAGUUUAUUAAAAUUUUCUUUUAUGUAUUGGUGUCAUAUUUAAGAAAUCUUUGCUUAACCCAAGGUCACAACUGUUUUCCUCUGUGUUUUAGUCCAGAGGUUUAUAGCUUUCAGUUUUAUAUUUAGGUCUAUGGUCUAUUUUGAAUUAAUUAUUUGCAUGUGGUGUACAAUAUGAAUUGAAUUUUUUUUUGCAUUUGAAUAUCCAAUGCUUCCAGGACUAUUAGUUGAAGACUAUCCUUUCUUCACUAAACUCCCUUUGCACCUUUGUUGAAAUUAGUUGUGCAUAUAUGUAUUGACCUAUUUCUGGACUCUGUUCUAUUGAUCUAUAUGUCUAUUUUUAUAUCAAUACCAUACUGUCUUGAUUACUAUAGCUUUAUGAUAAGUUUUGAAGUCAGGUAGUGUUUGUUCUCCAACUUUGUUCUCCUUUAUCAAGUUAUUUUAGCUAUUCGAAGUCCUUUACAUUUCCAUAUGACCUUUAAAAUGCUUGUUAAUUUCUGCAAAAAUUCUGGGAUUUUGAUUGUGAUUGUAUUGAUGGGAAAAAUUGUCAUCUGAACAAUAUUGAGUUAUCCAACGCAUCAGCAAGGUAUAUCUCUCCAUUUGUUUAGGUCUUCUUUAAUUUCUCUCAGCAAUAUUUUGUAGUUUUCAGUAUACAGAUUUUUCAUAUCUGUAGUCAGAUUUAUCCCUAAGUGCUCAUAUUUUUAUUGUAAAUUAUAUUGUUUUAAAAUUUCUAUUUCUGAUUAUUCAUUGCUAGUACAGUGAAAUACAAUUGAUUUUUGUAUACUGACCUUGUAUCAUAACCAUG